AUGGCACCUGGUUCGUCGUCAAGCCGGCCACAUUCACGGCCACGCCGGCGGGCUCACACUCCCACUCGGAACAAACGCGAUCUCAUAGGGACCGUGGGCCAGGCAUCAUGGAUAAGCAGUGUCAUCAACCUCUUGAACACAAUCGUCGGCGCUGGGGUCCUCGCUAUGCCCCUUGCCUUGUCGCAUAUGGGUAUUUUGCUCGGAACAAUCGUUAUACUAUGGGCAGGAUUAACGGCGGGCUUCGGAUUAUACCUUCAAACACGAUGCGCCAGAUAUCUCGAGCGAGGUUCAGCGAGCUUCUUCGCUCUAUCGCAAAUUACCUACCCCAACGCAGCCGUCAUAUUUGAUGCCGCCAUUUCCAUCAAAUGCUUCGGAGUCGGUGUCAGCUAUUUGAUCAUCAUUGGAGACUUGAUGCCUAAGGUGGUUCGUGGAUUUGCCAGUGAGGACGCUUUGGCUCCAUUCAUGUUUGACCGUCACUUUUGGGUAACCGCCUUCAUGCUGGUUGUCAUUCCUUUUUCCUUUUUGCGCCGUUUGGACUCCUUGAAAUAUACAUCAGUCAUUGCCCUGAUAUCCAUUGGCUAUCUUGUCAUUUUGGUGGUAUACCACUUUGCCGCGCACGACACCCUUCCCGAAGAAGGCUACAAAACACCACUACGAAUCUUCAAAUGGGCUAGCGCAGUAUCCGCACUUUCAUCGUUUCCUGUCAUCGUCUUUGCCUACACCUGCCAUCAAAACAUGUUCAGCAUUCUGAAUGAGAUUGGAGACAAUUCACACUUCCGCACUACCGGCGUCGCCACGGCCUCGAUUGGAACUGCCGCAUCGAUCUACGUCCUUGUGGCCAUCACAGGAUAUCUAUCCUUCGGCAACGAAGUCUCGGGCAAUAUCGUCGAGAACUAUGCUCCGAAGCCUGCAACAAUUAUUGGGCAGGCCAUGAUUGUUAUUCUUGUCAUGUUCUCCUACCCUUUGCAGGUUCACCCUUGUCGUGCAAGUGUGGACGCGGUUCUCAAAUGGAGACCGAGUGACAAGCUCAAGUCAAAACUUCGCUCAACAUCUGGAACCCCUUCUGUGGAAUCGAGUCCGCCACGUAAUGUCCCCCUUCUCCAGCCAAGCAGACAGCGCAAUACUGAGAUGGGAGAAACUCGGUUCGCUGCGAUAACCACAACAAUCAUCAUUCUGAGCUACCUGGUUGCAAUGACUGUCUCUAGUCUUGACAAAGUUUUGGCGUAUGUCGGCUCUACCGGUAGCACGUCCAUUUCCUUCAUCCUACCAGGAUUGUUCUACUACAAGAUUUCCUCUCCAGAUUCACCACUUCAUCAACAGCUUUUGAAAGAGGAAGAUGAUUACGACUAUGGUGAUGAAGCAGGCCGAAGAUCAGAUGAUGACGAUGGUGAUGAAGACGACGAAACUCUGCACGAGAGUCAGACUCUACUCGCAAACUCGGGCCUGUUGAGCCUCAGUGGUGUGAGCUUAUUAAAGAGAACGAGAACCUUUCGCAGAAACCUAUUGAGAAAGCUCAGUCUUGCGCUCGCUAUAUACGGACUUGUGGUCAUGAUCACGUGCCUCAUUACGAAUUCUGUUCUUCUCGGAACGCAUUGA
Exophiala bonariae is the source of this 1596-nucleotide messenger RNA. RefSeq lists its product as uncharacterized. The record is from RefSeq and is a predicted model, not a curated record. The transcript has 2 exons. Gene Ontology annotation, cellular component: fungal-type vacuole membrane. Gene Ontology annotation, biological process: amino acid transmembrane transport. Lineage: Eukaryota; Fungi; Ascomycota; Eurotiomycetes; Chaetothyriales; Herpotrichiellaceae. Gene Ontology annotation, molecular function: L-amino acid transmembrane transporter activity. The coding region runs from base 1 to 1596 and encodes 531 amino acids.